UUGCUUAGCUUCAGCGCUUAGGUUUCGCUUUCAAUCAUGGAGAUCAUCAAGGAUACACCAUGGGUCUAUUGCAAGAAUUGAUUGCAUCCUUUCACGGUGGAAUUCUGGACAUGUUCACGCAACAACACCGCCAGUGUUUGAUUCGAAAGUUGGAUUCACGGACUACGAGAAAGAGCGGAGAGAAUUUCACAUCAGAGUUCCAGAAUACUUUAACUUUGCCAAUGUUCUUGAUGAAUGGGCGCAAAAAGAGAAGACAGGAGAACGAACAGAAAAUAACCCAGCCUUCUGGUGGGUCGACGAUAAAGGAAAAGAAAUAAAAUGGUCAUUCCAGAAUCUUACAGAAAACAGCAGAAGAACUGCGAAUAUUCUAGCGGGUGCAUGUGAUGUCCAGAGGGGGGAUCGUGUCAUGGUCAUUUUGCCGAGACUUCCAGAAUGGUGGCUCAUCAACAUCGCUUGCCUACGGACAGGAACUAUUAUCAGUCCUGGAUCAACUCAGUUACGAGCGAAAGACAUCGAGUCACGGCUGCUGGCUUCUAAGGCGACUUGCAUCAUUGCAGACCAGGAAAGUGCUGCGUUCGUCGAUGAGGUUGCUAAUUGUUCACCAUAUUUGAAAUCUAAGUUACUCGUGAAAGAAGAUGAAAAGACUCCAGACAGGAGAGGGUGGCUUCCUUUCCAAGACCUCUACGCUCAGGCUUCAAAUGAGCAUCAAUGCGAAGAAACACUGAGUAACGAACCAGUGACAGUGUUUUUCACAAGUGGAACAACAGGACUCCCAAAGAUGGCAGAGCACACACACGCUAGUUGUGGUUUGGGGCACAUUACUACUGGAAAAUUUUGGUUGGACAACAUUCCUGAGGAUGUCCACUGGAACCUCUCUGACACGGGCUGGGCAAAGUCUGCGUACAGCAGCUUUUUUGGCCCAUGGUCUCAAGGUGCCUGCGUAUUCGUGUACCAUAAGGCACGUUUUGAGCCCGUAGCUAUAUUAGAUGCGCUGCAAAAGUACCCAAUAAGCACGUUUUGCUCGGCCCCCACAGCCUAUCGAAUGAUGAUCCAAGAGGACCUUAGCAAAUACAAGUUUCCGUCAUUGAGGCAUUGUAUAAGCGCAGGAGAGCCUUUAAAUCCUGAGGUCGGAACUGAGUGGCGAGAGAUGACUGGGCUGGAGAUAAGAGAAGGAUAUGGUCAAACUGAAACUACCCUGCUGUGCGGCACCUUUCGUUGCCUCGAAAAUCGGCCAGGAUCCAUGGGUAAGCCCGCGCCAGGAUGCAACUUAAAGAUUGUGGAUGAACAAGGGAACGAAUGCCCGGAUGGAGUAGAAGGUGAAGUUGUUGUAGAAGUUUCAUCAAACAGACCUGUGGGACUUUUUACUCGCUACGUGGAUGAUCCUGAUCGAACAAAUGCUGUGUUGCAUGAUAAUUUCUAUUGGACUGGUGAUAAAGCUUACAAAGACAAAGACGGCUACUUUUAUUUUGUUGGUCGAUCUGAUGACGUCAUACUCUCAGCGGGCUAUCGAAUUGGUCCAUUCGAGGUUGAAAGCGCCUUGAUAGAACACCAAGCAGUCGCAGAGGCAGCUGUUGUCAGUAGUCCUGAUUCCCUAAGGGGGGAGAUUGUGAAAGCCUUUGUUACUCUCUCACCACAUUUUACUGGAGACAGAGAAGCAUUGGUCCAGGAAUUACAAGACCACGUGAAAGAAACAACAGCACCGUACAAGUAUCCGAGAAAGAUUGAGUUUGUGGAUAGCUUACCCAAGACAGUCAGCGGCAAGAUUAGAAGAGUAGAACUGAGACAGAAGGAAUGGUCUUAAAUGAAAUAUAAUCAAACAUAACUCACUAUUUGUUACAAAAAAAUUUAUAGCAUUAUCCUUCGUAAGCAUCUAAUUUCUAACAACACACGGUAGAUAAUGACAAUUGAAAUUAGUGAAAUGCAGUUUGUACAAGUAAUCACCUGAUUUCCGAGGCCACCAUAUUUUGGUAUGCUUUUGCGACACAGAAAAACCUGUCCUCUCUAUAAAGAAACCGUAGUAAACUUUUUUCUACGACAGGCGUCGACAAACACAAAGGAGUACAACUGAUUUGGAAAAUAAAGCGUUUAAACAAUUUUUAGCUAUCAUUAUUAUGCGUUACAAUACAUUAGCUGCUUCAGUGUAACUAUAACAGUGCUCUCAGGAACUAAACAAGACAAAGUUUAAAAAAAUGACGGUAUAAUUUUCCUUUUUAAUCCGAUAAAAUGAGAUAGAAAGUCUAGGAGUAAACUUCUUACUUUUACUUAGAGAUUCGUUUCUUUUUUUUUUUUUUUAGGAAGUAUUUACAUUGGAAAUCCUUCCUUUAAUUGAUGGAGUUGUUCCCCAAUUUUCCUGGCCAUGAUUUAGAGCAGGUUAACUAGAUUCGUCUUACACAACUAUCAAUUGGUUAUAAUAGGAGUUUUGUUCACUACGAUAAAACAUCUAUCAAAUAGAGAAAUAGUAAUUUUCAUAGACAGUAUUAAUUACCGGUUAAAAGUUUUUUUUUUUCUUAGUAGAAGCCAAUACUUAGGAGUUUCGUCAAAUAAGGCAAAUUAUCAAUUUACUGUUAAUAGUAAUUUAAUCGGAGAUUACAUUUGUUUUCUCUAGGGCCGGGUCACACUAGAGCUAAUUUUGUUUGUGUAAAUGUAAAUCUAUGAAAAAAGUAGCGUGAAAUUAAUACGUCCCCAGUUUCUAUGUCUUCGUAAACCAGACGCAACCCCAAAAAAGUAUUUUGCUACGACGAGGGGCUAACACUCGAAACGUCAGCUUUGAAACUCUUAACGGGAACCAAACUACCUGUUAUACUCUCUCACCGACGCAGCUCCAUAGUUUCUUUAGAAAUUUUCCCCCUUCAUCCACAAAAAGUCAGUUAGUACUGCACCGAAAAAACUAAAAUUUCUAUGUUUUUUGUCUGAGACUGAAAAACGAAGUCCCAGGAAGAAAACUACAAAGCCACGAAAUAACGAUUCUUUAAUUCUCUGUAAUUCGUACGAGAUGUUUUGGUUUAUUCGGGCACUAAAGAGCGAGAUGGGUUUUCGAUUGUCUCAUCUACCCAUCGGUCAAGUUUUGGUUGAAACUUAUUUGAUGCGACCGCCACCAAAAUUUGGAAAAUUUAAAAUUUUUGUCAAUUUUUCUCCGCGAAACAUUUGAAAAAAGUGGAAUUCGUUCUCGUGCGACCCAGUCCUUACUUCGCUCAUAAAUAUGUAUAGAAACCUCGCACCACUUCCUUAACAAAUAAGAUGCAAAUAAUAUUAAAAGGAAUAACUCGCGGCGUUAUUACUCGCAUUUAUCCGUGUUUCGGACAGUUCGCUUAAUUUUACCUAAUUUGAGGUUUCAUUGGCUCCGAGGGUCGUUUUCCUUUGUCCUGAUACUGUGGUUAGUUUGGUUCUGGUUCUACAACACUCGAUAUCACACCAAGUGUUUGUUUGUCUGUUUUGUUCGAUAUUUUCAUCUUGCAAACGGCUGUUUCCGGAUAAGCGUCAUAAUAAAUGUUUUCUGACCGUGA
Messenger RNA from Pocillopora damicornis (cauliflower coral), 3503 nucleotides. RefSeq names its product acyl-coenzyme A synthetase ACSM3, mitochondrial. Gene Ontology annotation, cellular component: mitochondrial matrix. Gene Ontology annotation, biological process: fatty acid biosynthetic process; acyl-CoA metabolic process. NCBI's taxonomy places the organism in Eukaryota, Metazoa, Cnidaria, Anthozoa, Scleractinia, Pocilloporidae. Gene Ontology annotation, molecular function: fatty acid ligase activity; fatty-acyl-CoA synthase activity. The record is from RefSeq and is a predicted model, not a curated record.